This is a messenger RNA of Diplodia corticola, 1860 nucleotides long. Its product is annotated as endonuclease exonuclease phosphatase family protein. Gene Ontology annotation, molecular function: catalytic activity. NCBI's taxonomy places the organism in Eukaryota, Fungi, Ascomycota, Dothideomycetes, Botryosphaeriales, Botryosphaeriaceae. The transcript is spliced from 2 exons. Bases 1 to 1860 code for a protein of 619 amino acids. The record is from RefSeq and is a predicted model, not a curated record.
AUGUGGAUUUCUCCUGGGACCUCGUGGGCCAGUCUCGCCGCCGCGGCGCUGCUGUGCCUGCGCACCGCAUCCGCCGUCACCAUCAGCGACAUCAACGGCGACGCUUUCAUCUCGCCACUCAAAGGCCAAGCCGUCACCAACGUGACCGGCCUCGUCACCGCCAAAGGACCCUCGGGCAUCUGGAUCCGCUCGCCCACUGCGUCCGAAAGCGUCGGGUCUGACUCCAUCUAUGUCUUCUCCAGCAGUGUCGGCGCCAACCUUACUGUCGGCGACGAGAUCCGGCUCGAUGCCACCGUCGCCGAGUACCGAUCCUCGUCCGCGUAUCUCUACCUCACCGAGCUGUCCUCGCCCAAGAACGUCGUUCGUAUCUCCUCCGGAAAUGCCGUCGAGCCUGUCUUCGUCGGCGGCGUCAGGUCACCGCCGACGGAGCAGUACUCGAGCCUGGAUGGUGGCGACGUCUUUGCCGUCCCGAACAACGAGAGCCAGAUCUCCGUCGUCAACCCCACGCUGCAGCCCGAGUUGUACGGCAUGGACUUCUGGGAGAGCCUGUGCGGUGAGCUGGUGACGAUCGAGGCGCCGGUGGCGCUAGCGAAGCCGAAUUCCUACGGGGAGGUGUGGGUAAGGGGCAACUGGACGGUGACGGGCUUGAACGGGAGGGGCGGUCUGACCAUGACAGAUGCCGACGCCAACCCGGAAGCCAUCAUGAUCGGCGACGCCCUAGACUCCACCACGCACCCCACCACCAUCAAGCUCGGCGACACCCUCUCCGACAUCACCGGCGUCGUCACCUACGCCUUCGGCUCCUACUACCUCCUCCCCACCACCGCCCUCGCCGUCCUCGCCUCCCCCCCCCCCCCCCUCCCCCCGCCCACCACCCUCGCCUCCACCAACUCCUGCUCCGGCCUCACCUUCGCCUCUUACAACGUCGCCAACCUCUGGGCCAACUCCUCGCACCUCCCCACCAUCGCCUCCCACAUCGCCGUCCACCUCCGCUCCCCGGACCUCCUCUUCCUCCAAGAAAUCCAAGACGACAGCGGGCCCGCGACCUCUGACGGCAUCACGACCUCCAACCGCACCCUCGCCGCCCUCGUCGCCAGCAUCGCCUCCCACGGCGGGCCCGCCUACGCCUUCGCCUCCAUCGACCCCGCCUUUCCCGACGCCGACGGCGGCCAGCCCGGCGCCAACAUCCGCCCCGCCUACCUCUACAACCCCGCCCGCCUCGCCCUCCUCAACCCCAACCCGGGCAACGCCACGCAGGCGACCGUCCCCCUAUCGCCCUCUACCCUCUCCUUCAACCCCGGCCGCGUCGACCCCGCCAACGCCGCCGCCUGGACCGACAGCCGCAAGCCGCUGGCGGCCGUGUGGCGGACGCUGGACGGAGACGGAGAAGAAGGAGAAGGCAGGCUGUGGACCGUCAACGUGCACUGGGCGAGCAAAGGGGGGUCGAGCACGCUGGCGGGCGACGCGCGGGCGCCGGCGAACGGCGGGGUGGGGGUGCGGCGGGCGCAGGCGGAGGCGACGGCGGGGUUCGUGGCGGAUGUGCUGGCGGUGGAUCCCCUGGCGAGCGUCGUGGUGGCGGGGGAUUUCAACGAGUUUGCGUUUGUGGAGCCGGUGGUGAGGUUUGUCGAGGGGAGUGGUGCAUUGAGGGAUGCGGAUGUGGUGGCGGGGGUGGGGGAGGUGGAGAGGUAUACGUAUCUUUAUGAUGGGAAUUGUCAGCAGUUGGAUCAUGUGUUUGUGAGCGAGGCGGUGGCGGGGAAGGGGGUGGAGUUUGAGCAUGUGCAUGUGAAUACGUGGGCGGGGGCGGAGGGGAUGGCGAGCGAUCAUGAUCCGAGUGUGGGGAGGGUGAAUGUUUGUGUUUGA